Messenger RNA from Astyanax mexicanus (Mexican tetra), 1309 nucleotides. It is a transcript of the gene gpx2, whose product is annotated as glutathione peroxidase 2. The record is from RefSeq and is a predicted model, not a curated record. Gene Ontology annotation, molecular function: glutathione peroxidase activity. Gene Ontology annotation, biological process: response to oxidative stress. Lineage: Eukaryota; Metazoa; Chordata; Actinopteri; Characiformes; Acestrorhamphidae. The transcript has 2 exons.
AGAUAAAUUAUAUUUAAUGUGUAUUUUCAUAAAGCAUAUUAAAUAGAAAAUGUACUAGUAUUAUUUACCUAAUAUAAACAUAUUUUAAAUGAACUUAAGUACUUUACAAUUUAUUUUUACAAGGGUAGACUGUGUUCAGUUUGCUCAUUUUGAACGUUGUACCCAUCUGAUUUUUUUUAUUGACUUAUUUUAAGCUACAUUUCAUUUUCCCUCCCAUAGAAAAGCCUGGUUUGUGUGUAAAGGCUGGUGCAGGUUUACACACUAAAACCUGAGCUGGCGUACCUCUGGCUUUUCACCACCAGCUCGUAUCAGGUAUCACUCGUAUAUCUGCUUUCUUCAGAGUCACUGGAUACCCCAGCUUUAUAGUUGAGGCUAGGCAACCAGGAGGACCUGCGUGACAGUUGGGAAGAGACAGUGUAGUGGAGGACCAGUGUGGAUAAUGACGUUCAUAGCCAAGACCUUCUACGACCUGCGUGCUACAACGCUGGAGGGAGAAUCCGUCGAUUUUAAUGUGUUCAGAGGACGGGUGGUGCUGAUUGAGAAUGUGGCAUCCCUCUGAGGUACGACCACCCGGGACUACAGCCAGCUCAACCAGCUCCAGAGCAGGUACCCACACCGGCUGGUGGUCCUGGGCUUCCCCUGUAACCAGUUUGGCUACCAGGAAAACUGCACCAAUGGAGAAAUCCUGAACUCCCUGAAGCACGUGAGGCCAGGAGCAGGAUACGAACCUGGAUUCACCAUUUUCGAGAAGUGUGACGUGAAUGGGGUCAACACUCACCCCGUCUUCGCCUACCUGAAGGACAAACUCCCAUACCCUGACGACGACCCGGUCUCCUUCGUGCAGGACCCCAAAUUCCUUGUGUGGAGCCCCGUCAGCCGGACUGACGUCUCUUGGAAUUUUGAGAAGUUCCUCAUUGGCCCUGAAGGCGAGCCGUUCAAGAGAUACAGCAAAAAGUUCGAGACCAUUGCCAUCGAACCCGACAUCCAGAGAUUACUGAGAUUGACCAAGAACUAACCAACCAACUAACCAGCCAUCUAAACAUCUAAACAUCUGAACACCUGAACAUCUGAACACCUGAACAUCUAACUCAGGGGUCUCCAAUCUUAUCAGCAAAAAGGGCAGAUAUAAAAUAAUAUCAUGAUAUUUCCUGGUAUUUUCCCAAUAACAAAAAUCUGAAUUUCAAGAAUACACUACUGCAACAAAAUGAAAAAAAAUAUAUAUAUAUCAUCGCAUACAAUAUGAUAUGGCACACCCCUAACUGAGAUAUUAAAAAAUGAAAAGAAUUAAAUUAAAAUAAAUGAAAACAAA